GCUUUAUGUAUAUAUUACCAUAUCUGUGACAUUAUAUUUGGUGUUUACUUUUUAUUGACGUAUAUGUAAAUACACACACCAGUAACACAAGGCAAAUACAGAUCUCAGAUGUUCAUACAUCAAAAUAUCUCCCAAACGCUAGUCUUUCCAUUUACAGUACCUUUGUAAAUGAAUAAGGCAGCAAAAUCCAGCAGGACCUACCACGUGUCCAGGAACUAUUUAAACUCGAUGUGUCGAGCGGAAGGAGCUAGAGGAGUUAAUUCGCGAUGACGUGUUUGAACUCUGUCAUAAGUCUCGCAUUUUGCCGACAGCCUGGGGCCAGAUUCACAGCAUGUCGCUAGGCAGCGGCAGCUGGAUGGCUAACCGGUAGCAGACUGCUGCUAUUUCAUGUAUCUGGCCCACAGUACAUCUAGCAGAAGCAGCGGGACGUUGGUUGCAUGCUCCGGAGGCUGAGCAGAUCCCCAUGCACUGUGUGGUGGUGUUGGUGGUGUUGAACUCGUCACACACUCCGUCGCAGUGUCGGCAGGUCGCAAGGCCGCGCGUUGCUGGUGCAUGUGUGCGUGACCUUGUCCGUCAGGCUGUGCGUCAGCUCUCGUCAGGCGCACCGCGCUGUUGACAGGAUAUUUGGAGAAAGGCUGCGGCGUCAACCUCAUCGCCACGCAAGUAAUGAAUAGCUGGGGGACCCGAGACAAGCGCGACUUGGUGAGUUUAGGACAAAACAAGAACACUUGUAGACUCCUCCGCCAACUUGACUUGCCUGCUUCUCUUGUUCACCGCCGUCACAUGCUGGCUCGCGUGGACAGGGUCUUCCUCUUAUUUCUACCGUUAUUUGUGACGCUUACUUGCAGUCUGUUCACCUAACGACUUUUUAAACACCCAAGUACACAGGAGGGCAGUGACGACAGCUUGUCGCAAUCAAGCUCGCACGUGGAGGGUCACAACAGCACGUUGGUCAGCACCCCGGCCCCGGCCCCGUCCACUACUACCACCGCCAGCAAGUCACCCAAGGGCCGGCGCAAGUUGCGCAAGUCUCGCCGCGAGUGGGAGAUUCUCGAGGGACUGCGUGAUGGUCAGAAGUGCGAGGACAAGCCCGACAAGUACCAAGGCUACCUGAUGAAGCGCCGCAAGUGGCCCAUGAAGGGCUGGCACAAGCGGUUCUUCGUUUUGGAGAAAGGGAUACUGACCUAUGCGAAGUCCCCGAGUGAUAUCCAAAAGGGAAAGUAUCAUGGAAUGAUAGACAUUGGGCUGGCAGUCAUCACCUACAAGUCAGGUGGCUUCCACAUGGAUAUUGAUGCAGAGGAACAGGUCUAUCAUGUCAAGGUAAAAGGGAAGAAUGCAUUUGAGGAGUGGUUGACUCGUCUUCGACAUCACCGAUUGUAUCGUCAGCAUGAGAUUGCCUAUGGCACAAAGGAAACACCUCGGCUCACUGAAGUCACUUCACCUGCAGAAGAUGCACCACUCCCUCCUCUUGCAUCUGCUAACUUGCCAGAGCUGGCCCUUAAAGAGCAUCUCAAGCGGGACAUCAUACGGCAAUCCAGCAUCAAAACCAGCAGUCAGGGUAGAGUGGCUGCCUGGGUGUUGGAUACUGCUGGCUUUGAACAUUGCAAUAAAAGUCUUGGAGAGGCACAGAACCAGAUCUGUCAACUGCAUGAAAUCCUGGAGCAAAUACGCAACCUGCCAAUAGUCACAGAUCCCACCAUCAUUGAGCGCCCUGCCAGCCACUGUGUAGAGAGUAGCGAGCGAAAGAAACGCGGGCUUGGUCUCCGCUCCAGUAAACACAAAGAUAGGAAAAAUAGCUCAUCUAGUAUCAGGGACAGUGACAACAACAACAGCAGCAGCAGCAAUUCCUUAGGGCUGCCUAUGGAUCGAAUCCAUGCAAGUGCAUCAAAUCCAAACCUUGUCCAUUCAACUACUACUGACAGCAGUGCCUCCAAGUCAGACUGUCCUUCAACAGCAGCUCAUGAGAUACGGAUACAGGAAAUUCGGCUAAGGGAAAACUUUAUUGGCACUGCUGAGAAUGUCCACAAGCAGCUGAAAGGGCUCCAGCGAAUGAUGUUCACAGAGCGAGAACGCCUUAAGAGGUCACUGGAACUUGAUUCGAGCAUUACUUCAAGUCAUGCUGCAAAUGCUCUUCGACAAGCAUUAACAGAAAGUGACAUUUCUUUUCAGGCCCAGCGUCAGAACCAAGACUUUCGUUCAAGGUUGGCAAAAAUACAUGCAGACUCUGCUAUGCCUGACCUACCACCUGUGACUAUCACAUCACCAGUUACUUCCCCACAGAUUGACAGAGAGCGGGUAACUCUAGCUCAGUCAAUUUCAGGAGAGAGCUUCUCUUUGUCAGAGUACUACGAUGCUGAGGAAAACAUAGAAACCAUCAGUGAUUCCUCUUCAGAGCCCUCUGAUGAUGAGAUCUCUAGUGAAAUCUCAGACGAAGCCAACGAUGUGGCUGUCAGUGUGACUGAUGAGCCAGGCCAUGUUAUGUGCGCCACUGGACGACGCUCUAAACUACCAGUGCCACGCCCACAAAUGCCAGACAUCAGUCUCUGGAACUUGCUGUAUCGAAACAUUGGCAAAGACCUGACCAAAAUCUCCAUGCCUGUCACACUAAAUGAGCCACUGAGCAUGCUGCAGCGGUUGUGUGAGGAGCUGGAGUAUAGCGAGCUGCUGGACAAAGCUGCAGACUACGACGACCCCUAUGAACGCAUGAUCUAUAUUGCUGCAUUUGCUGUCAGUAGCUAUGCCAGCUCUUACUAUCGUGAAGGACACAAACCAUUCAACCCUAUCCUGGGAGAAACGUUCGAGUGCAUUCGUGAAGACAAGGGCUGGAGGUUCAUGGCUGAGCAGGUUAGCCAUCAUCCACCCAUCUCAGCCUGCUACUGUGACUCCCGCAAUUUCCGCUUCUGGCAAGAUGUCCGGAUUAAGACCAAGUUUUGGGGAAAGUCUAUGGAAAUCCAACCUCUGGGCCAUGUUCAUGUUGUUUUGCCGAAGUAUCGGGACCACUACAAGUGGAACAAAGUGACAACAUGCAUUCACAAUCUGCUGGGUGGCCAGCGGUGGGUUGACCAGUAUGGGGAAAUGACCAUCACUAAUGGCAACAUCGUCUGCAAACUCACUUUCACUAAGGGUGCCAACAGCUACUCAUCAAAACGCUACGAAGUUUAUGGUAGUAUAAUGUCAUCAGACGGAAAGAUUGUCCACAAUUUGUUUGGCAAAUGGAAUGAAGCCCUAUUCUGUGGACAUGCAACCUCAGCCAGGUGCAUCUGGCGGCCUGGUGCCAUGCCUGCAGAUCAUGAGUUGUACUAUGGGUUUACCAGAUUUGCAAUUGAAUUAAAUGAGCUUGACAUGGAACAAGCUCGAUUUCUUCCACCAACAGACUCUCGUUUUAGGCCAGACCAGAGGUUAAUGGAGGAGGGCAAGAUCCAAGAAGCAGAAAUUGAGAAAAAUCGACUUGAGAAUCUCCAACGGGAGCGCCGGAAAAAGGCUGAAGAAAUGGGGCAUGACCAGCAGUCUCGAUGGUUCAAGAAGACAAUGCAAGAUGGAAAGGAGAUGUACGAGUUCACAGGAAAAUACUGGGAAGCUCGAAAGGAUCCUGGCUUCACUAAAAUGUCUUUUGUCAAGAUCUUUUGAUAAGGUGUCCAAGUUGGAAAAAGUUGCUGUGUGUUUACAAGAAAGCACUCACCUCCUUUGCUAGGUAAUGCCAUCUGUAGCACUAGUGAAGACUAAUACAUUUACCAUGACAUUAAGCCUUGGGCAUGAAAAUUGCUUGAUGCCCCAGACAAGAUGCAAGUAUUAUUGAAUAGCGUCGUGAUGAAAUGUCUUCCGCAUACAAGUAGGGCUUGUGAGAUGCACCAUCAUUCAGAGGAGGUAAUGCUGACCAGCCAGUUCCCAUGUGUAUGUCUGGGUAGAUAUUUACCCAUCCUCUACAGAAAAAUUUCACUGAAACAUGCAGCAAAAAGCAACAGCAGUAUCCUUCAGCUUGAGCAGCCUUGUGGGACUGAUGCUAAUAAUACAGUUUUGGGGGACGGGUGACAUGCAUUAUGCAUGCUGGUUUGUUUUGUUAUUUUAAACCACGAACUAUGGAAUAGUAGUACCAUUUAAAUGCUUUAUAGAGUGGGCUUUUAGAAAUGUUACAGAAACUGGUAUUUUAGAUGGGGAUUGUUUAGGAUUGUGCGUGUGCACAUGCAUGCAUCCCAUGUCUCUGCAUUAGCAUAUUUGCUGUUGACAGUCCUGUUUCCAGAUUUUCUCAUGUCUACUUUUAUCUCCCCUGGCAUAUCUCUAGUUCCCCCCCCCCAAAAAAAAAAGAGAGGAUCCACACAAUUUAUUCACUUUUUUUGGUUUAUCUUUCAGGCAAAAUCUAAUGGGAUUGCUUUUCAGAUUUGGUCAAAGAUACUGUUUAAUAAAUGUUUUUAGUACUUAGCUAGCUUAGUUUGACACAAAGAUUCAGCGAGAAAAGUAAAAACAUUAUCUGCAGUUUUUGACAUGUCCAGCAGAAAUGGUUUGCUCCAAGGCAGUUGUGUGAGAUGUGCUUUGCUGUUUACUCUUCUGGUUUAUUAAAUGAGACUAAGAAGGCUGAUGAAAAGUUGCUCAUCUUGAGCACUUUAUAGAUUGUACGAUCAGUACAAGUCUUGUCCAGUCUCAGAAACUGUGCCAUGAAAGUGGCUUGGCCACUUUAGACAGCACAGA
Messenger RNA from Pomacea canaliculata, 4683 nucleotides. RefSeq names its product oxysterol-binding protein-related protein 6-like. Gene Ontology annotation, cellular component: plasma membrane; perinuclear endoplasmic reticulum; intracellular membrane-bounded organelle. Gene Ontology annotation, molecular function: cholesterol binding. Bases 1114 to 3627 code for a protein of 837 amino acids. The record is from RefSeq and is a predicted model, not a curated record. The transcript is spliced from 23 exons. NCBI's taxonomy places the organism in Eukaryota, Metazoa, Mollusca, Gastropoda, Architaenioglossa, Ampullariidae.